Molecule: messenger RNA, 3511 nt
Organism: Ipomoea triloba (trilobed morning glory)
Lineage: Eukaryota; Viridiplantae; Streptophyta; Magnoliopsida; Solanales; Convolvulaceae
Product: helicase sen1-like
Exons: 7
Coding region: 136-3267 (1043 amino acids)
Molecular function (GO): helicase activity
Source: RefSeq, a predicted model, not a curated record
GUUAUUCCGUAUAGUGAAAAUUUCCCUUUUUCGUUUGCUCACCACUGAAAGUCUGAAACCUUGCUACGAGAGAUCGCAAAUAGCAAAGAAGAAUUUUAUUGUAGUGAAAACAAGGCCAUAACAGCACUUGAGGAAAUGACCGAAAUGGAGGUGGACGAUGAGGCUGAAGCCAUUAUUCACCAUAAAAACCUAGUAGAUGCUGUAUUUUCUUGGUCUUUUGAGGAUGUUCUUAACAAGGACCUUUACAAGGACAAGGUGCAGCAGAUACCUCUUGAAUUUCAGUCCAUACCUUCUUAUAUGAGAGCAUUUGUUCUCCCUCUUAUCGAGGAAACACAUGCUGAUUUGUCUUCUAGCAUAGAUACAGUGUCAAAUGCAUCUACAUAUAGCAUAAUGUCUAUUGAGGCUGAAAAGGAAGAGAUUGAGUAUGAUGAGCCGUGUAGGGAAACAAAAUACACUAUUGAGAUUGAAACAACAGAGAUUGAGAAUGAUGUGUCACGUGAACCUGAGAUGGGAGAUCUCAUUGCCAUUACAGAUGUAAGACCAAAAUGUGUUGAAGAUCUCAACAGGCCCACAAUGCCCUACUGUAUUGCCCUAAUUCAGAAGGUGACAAAUGAAAAAGACUAUAUUAAGCUUCGGAUUCUAUCAUCAAAACCUAUAUUGCUUGAACAAGGCAAUAAGAUAAUCAGGGAAAACAACACUCUAUUUGCAGUUUUCCUUAUGAACAUAUUGACAAAUAUUCGCAUUUGGACUGCAUUGAACUUGGUGCCAAAAGAGAGGAACUUGAAAAUCAUUGAGAAAGUGCUGCAACCUGAUUCUACUAGUAAAGAAAGAUGUAGUCAAUGCUUAAAAAAUGGGACAUAUUAUGCUUCUAAAGGCCAAGUACUUGCAUCCACUCGCUCUAUGGAUCUUAAUGAAUCCCAACAAGAGGCAAUAGAGAAAUGUUUUGCAAUGAAGUAUUGCCGCCAUGAGAGUACAGCCAAACUAAUUUGGGGUCCUCCUGGAACAGGAAAAACAAAGACAAUAUGUGCGUUGUUAUUUGCACUUUUAAGCCAGAAAUGUCGAACAAUUACUUGUUGUCCAACUAACGUAUCAAUAGUAGAAGUUGCUUUGCGGCUUUUGAGACUGGUGAUGGAAUCACUUGACCCUCAUUCUUACGGCUAUGGCCUAGGGGAUGUAGUUUUGUUUGGGAACAGAAAACGGAUGAAAUUCAAUGAUGAAAGUGAACUUAUUCAUGUAUUUCUUGAUCAUCGUGUUAUAGUCCUAAAAAGGUGCUUUGCUCCUAGUUCUGGCUGGACUCAUUUAUUGGAUUCACUGGUGUGUUUAAUUCAAGACUCUGAACAGCAAUAUCAGUUGUACUUAAUGAAUGGUCAAGAGGAAGAUGUUGCUGCUGAAUUUGAUCAUGGAGAAUACAGUGAUGAAGACAAUUUCAUUCCUUAUGGUUGUGAUGGUGCAAAGGAUAAAGGCUUCAAAAGUGAUGAGAGCAAUAGAAUAUGGCAGGAAACCAUUGCCAAAACUUUGAAAUUAAGCAGAAAGGAGAGUAGAAUUGCCAGACGGGGUGUCCAGGCAAAAAAGUCUGUUCCGAAGGACUGGAACCUUCCUAGAAGUAUAUUCAGAUUAAAUUUUGAGGAGUUUUUGAUAAAGAAAUUCAACUGUAAAGCAAAGGCUAUGAAGUUUUGUAUUGUGAACAUUUUAAGUCACUUACCAACUUCACUCCUAUCCAUGGGAGUGGCAAAAGACAUGACAAAAGCUUUAAAGUCACUGGGAAAUCUUCAUAGUUUACUAAAUAGCUAUACUGCUGCCGGGAGUAGCUUAAGAGAAGUCCUGGUUAAAAGAAGGGGUGAGCAACGAAAUGCCAGUGGAUUUACUGAGCUGGAAUUGGUCAAAGAUGAGUGUCUACAGAUUCUCAAAUCCCUUCCUAGGCGCUUCUUUGACAAUGUAGGUGAAUUUUCAAUAAGAGAAAAAAUCUUAGAAAAUUCAUGCUUGCUUUUCUGCACUGUCUCCUCUUCCAUCAAAUUACACAGUACAGAAGUGGAGUUGUUGGUGAUUGAUGAAGCUGCUCAGCUCAAAGAAUGUGAAUCAACUAUUCCAUUGCAAAUUCCUGGUCUCUGUCAUGCCAUGCUUUUUGGGGAUGACCAGCAACUGCCUGCCUUGGUCAAAAGCGAGAUUUGUAAAGAGAUAGGUUUUGGAAGAAGCUUGUUCCAAAGGUUGGCAUCACUAGGUUGCAAGAAGCACCUUCUCAAUCUCCAGUAUAGAAUGCACCCAUCAAUAAGCUUAUUUCCAAACAAGGUAUUCUACCAAAAUCAAAUUUUGGAUGCUCCAAAUGUGAAAAGUGAAAUAUAUCAGAAGCAUUUCCUUCAAGGUGACAUGUACGGCACUUACUCUUUUAUUGAUGUACGAUGUGGAAAUGAGGAAGUCAUAAAUGGGCAUAAGUAUAGAAACAUGGUCGAGGUAGCAGUGGUUUGUGAGGUAGUUGCAAACCUCUUCCAAGAAUGUGCCAUGUUGAGACAAAAGCUCACUGUUGGUAUCAUAUCACCGUAUGCUGCCCAAGUUGAUGCGAUUAAAGAGAACCUUGGUACGACAUAUAGCACAGAUGGAGAUAACAACUUUUCUGUUGAUGUUCGCUCUGUAGAUGGCUUUCAAGGUGGGGAGAAGGAUAUAAUUAUUAUCUCAACUGUGCGAUCUAAUGGGAGUGGAUCUGUUGGCUUCCUUACUAGCAGUCAAAGAGCGAAUGUUGCUCUGACUAGAGCAAGGUAUGCCCUAUGGAUAUUUGGCAAUGGAGCAACUCUUAGAAACCGCAACUCUGUUUGGAGACAAGUUCUUAAUGAUGCAAAGAGUCGGCAGUGUUUCUAUGAUGCUUGUGAAGACAAAAACCUUGCAAAAGCCAUGGCAGCUUCAUUGGUAGAUGUUGACAUAUUGGAUAUCAGAAUCUAUUUAGAAUCGCAACUGUUCAAAAAGGCAAUAUGGCAGGUUAGUAUCCAUGAAAACUUUUGGAAAUCUAUGGCAAGAAUCAGUAGCAUAGAUGUCCGUAAAAAGGCAAUAUCUCUGCUAAUGAAGCUUUCAGAUGAUCGGCUGAUGCCUCAGCAUAAUCAGGGCUCUCCUCCAUCGGUGUAUGAGAUCGAUGGCCUAGUCUAUAUUCUUGCAACCUUUGACACCAUAAAGGAGGCUUCCGAUCAUACUGGAAUUAUCAAGGUAUUGGAUAUACGACCAUUGACUGAUCCUCUGCUGCAAUUAUGUGGGCGAUUUGCUGGCCUCUCUCUUAAAGGAUAAACCGUAACCAUAGCUGGAGUGGAAGCUUACAAUGACUUACCUGCACUCGCUCUGGUACUUUUUGUCUCCACAUUGCACUUGCAUCUCUGAAAUUUUUGCUGUUUCACAUGUAUAUAUCUUCUUUUGGAUCAACCAUUACAUGCUAUCUCCAGGGCCUCUGGAUGCAGGUGCCAACAUUGUUGAACCUUGAACGAUUAGAUUUACCCGAGUAUAUAAGUGAGAUUUAAGGGCCAAUAUUUUUGCA